Messenger RNA from Stegastes partitus (bicolor damselfish), 2267 nucleotides. Its product is annotated as calcium-activated potassium channel subunit beta-2-like. Gene Ontology annotation, molecular function: potassium channel regulator activity; calcium-activated potassium channel activity. The record is from RefSeq and is a predicted model, not a curated record. Gene Ontology annotation, cellular component: voltage-gated potassium channel complex; membrane. The coding region runs from base 10 to 819 and encodes 269 amino acids. Gene Ontology annotation, biological process: potassium ion transport; detection of calcium ion. The transcript is spliced from 5 exons. NCBI's taxonomy places the organism in Eukaryota, Metazoa, Chordata, Actinopteri, Pomacentridae.
AUCAGCAGAAUGCUUCACCAGAGGAGCUGCAGAGAGGCCGGCGUCCGUUGCACCUCGGGGUGGGUCAGCUCCUCUAGCAGCAACAGUGGACUUCAGUUCCCACAAUCCUCAGACAGAAUGUUUCUGUGGGCAGGAAGUAAAGCAACAGAUGGAAGAAAUGACCGCAGAUCGAUAUACCAGAAGAUCCGUGAGUACGAGGUCUUGGACAAGAGGAAGACCGUGACGGCUCUGAGGGCCGGAGAGGACAGAGCCAUACUGCUGGGUCUCAGCAUGGUCUUCCUGUCUAUCAUGAUGUACUUUGUCCUGGGAAUCACCAUCCUGCGCUCCUACUCUGACAGCGUGUGGACGGACGAGGUCAGCUGCUCCAUCGUGAACUCCACCAUAGUGUGGGAUGUGAACUGUUCCUACAGCUGUGGAGCCGAGUGCUGGAAGAGAUCCCGUUACCCCUGUCUCCAGGUCUACGUCAGCCUCAACUCCUCAGGGAAGGUGGUGCGACUGCUGCACAACGAGGAGACGUACGACAGCAACCCUGAGUGCUUCUACAUCCCAAAGUGCCGGAAGGACUACUCAGCGACGCACACCAUCAUUCAGAACAUUUCUGAUCGUCUCCGGUCUCAGCGCACCAUUCAGUGUUUCGCUGACCCCACAGACAGAUCGGACAGCGCCAUCCUCACCCAGAUCUACGGCCGGGUCGCCGUCUUCCACUCCCUGUUCUGGCCAACAUGCACUCUGAUUGGAGGAACCGUCAUCAUCGCCAUGGUGAAGCUGACACAGUACCUGUCCAUCAUGUGUGAGAGGCUGAGCCGCAUCAAGAGGUGAAGAUCUGGACGGCCACGAGCUACGAUGGAAGCUCCUGAUGUAUGGACAAGGGGGCGACUACAGCGGGUCUACGGGUCGAGACUGGAAGGUGUUUUCUGUCUGAGACAGCUGGACUGCUGAAAGACACUGACAAUCUCAAAGCAGCUACAAAGACAAGCGGGUUUUUCUACAAAGGGUCAAAAUUCAGAUUUGACGAUGAUCCCAAUGUGUUGUGCAGCUUGUCACCACAGCUGGUGUUUAAAGCUCAGUUACAAUCGUUGAAAUUGUCGUUUUUGUUGGCCAGUAAUUUCAUCAGAUUUGCACAAAUGUGACAUGCUGUGCUCAGAUAGCCACCUGCUCCACUCUCUGGCACAACUAGUUUUAUUGCCAAAAUGUCAACCAGUUCUUUUAAAGACAGGUCAUCAUCUUCUCAAACUGCAGCUUGGCACCAAAAAGUGACUUUUCAGCCCCGUGUUUAUCAUCUCUGUUCUGAUCUGUGUGAAGAUCAAGUGGGGUUUGGCUUAAGGGCUUGAUGCCUUAAAACAGACACAAGUGGAGUUUUGUGCCUUCGAGUCGUUUCACUGAAGCAGACUUCUGUUCGUCCACUUUCUGUUCGUGUCCCUUUAAUUUUUCCAGAUGACUUCAGUAAGUGCAGAGUGUGAUCACAGUGUUUUCAGGCUUUUCCUGCAUAAAUGGAUUUUUGGCACAAAGACAUGUCAGCCAGAGCCAAAGGAAAACCACCGGUGCCAAAAUGAUAGCAACUGAGAAUUGUUUUUUAAAUUAACCCGUUUUGUGAAUCAGGGCUUUGCUCACCUAUUCGUACAUAUGUUGGUUUUUACAUGUGGCCAUUACGAAAAGGAAACUGCAUAGACUUCCUGUCAAAAAACACAACACAGAGUCACUGCCUUCACUGUAAAUCACACAAACUGUUGUGCAUUGUCACCCACAAACUGCCAUCAAGAGCUUGUCUUCGCCGUCUUAGUUUUACAGGUUUUUGGCGAGUGAUUCAUCUGAGUUUGAUUCGGUAGGUCACUGCUAAAGAAACCUCUUUAAAUUUGUUGUCAGGGGCUCCGUGGCUGAAAGGACCAGAGAACAUGAUUCCGUCUUUGGUUCGAUGAAAUUCUGCAAAAGCAAACAGGUGAUAAACAGAAAGGUUUCCCGUCAUCUCGUCUGGAUGCCUCUUUUCUGUCUAACACCAGCGUGAGCUCACUCACCACAUCCAUUACCGCUAGACUGGUGCAGAUGUUGGUGGCGUCCGUCCAGAUUCUGCACAUGAUUGCAGAGAAACAAAGGAAAUGGCCUCCUGACAGGAAAACCAGUGAAGCCCAUUUUCUCGCACUGGGUUUUAUUUUAGCUCGUCACAGUUAAACCAUGGCUGGCUCUGAUUGGUUUAAAUGUUCUUUCCAAAUAAGUUUUGUUACAGGAAUCAAUGUGCUGCCAAAUAAACACAAUGUGCCUCUUGAUAACAA